Molecule: messenger RNA, 1116 nt
Organism: Colletotrichum chrysophilum
Lineage: Eukaryota; Fungi; Ascomycota; Sordariomycetes; Glomerellales; Glomerellaceae
Exons: 1
Coding region: 1-1116 (371 amino acids)
Source: RefSeq, a predicted model, not a curated record
AUGCAGCGUGCCGAGCCCCGAGCUGCAUCUGGCGGCGAUCCAGACCAUACUUCCCGACACGAGGAAUAUGAGGUUGUUGAAGUCGACGACGAUGAAGCUGGGGUAGAAGAGGUCCCACGACGCAACGUCCGGCCACCUCUGCCUCGUCUGAAUUCGUCGUCGCGCGCGCCUGGCUCGCCAGCUCCACCAGCUGAAACCACUCGUCCGCAACCUCCCCCUCGGCAAAGCAGCAACACAGGCACCCCACAGCCGCAAGGCCAGGGCGGGCCUUAUCAUCUACAGGGCUCGCGGGAGAUACCCAUCCCGGUGAGGAAGUCUUCCACGCAGGGACAGAGCGUGCCGAAAGACUCGACGCCAUCGUCAGCAGAUACAACAAACAGCCGCACGGAUGAUGGCACACAAGACUCUCAAGAGUCAAAGGACACAUCAGCUGGGUCAACCAGCCCCAAGGGCAAGGAGCCGGAGGGGAAGAAUGCCCCCAUCCGGAUUCCAAGAAUCACACCUGUGGCAUCUGGCCUGACUAUUCCUCCUAACCUUGCUCAGCUGGCGCAUGGACUGGAGGGAAAGUAUGUCGAUGAGUUCGGAAACAUCCUCGACUGGAACGGACAGGUUCUUGGUCGUGUCGAGGGUGACUUGCCGUCGAUGAUCGGACGGCCUGUUUCUGUGACUGGCGAGAUCCUCAGCGAGGACGGCGAAGUCGUUGGUUAUGUAGCAGAGAACGACACGAUUCCACCGACGCCUCCGUCGCCAAAGCCCAUCGAGGGCAUGGGCGAUGGACUGAAGGUGGACCACAUGGGCAACAUACUCGAUAAGAACAAUAACGUCGUCGGCCACUUCGAUGGCGCGCACUUGGGCAAAGGCCUCCAGAAGCCUGGGCAAUCAGCAGGCAAUGCUUCUGGGCAGUCAAACGGCGCGCGCCCAGCGGAGAAUGCGCAUAACAGCGCGCCCUCUCACGAGAAUUGCAGCUGCGGUCGACCUAAACCAUCGUCUGCUCCAAGUCCAUCCGAGGUUUUCAUGGACGUGAAGUCGACGCAUGACGGCAUCCAGCUCAUUAUCAAAAUCCCAACUGUGUUUAAUGGUGGCGGGGUGCCAAAUAUCCAUAUUGGAACUGGGUAA